AUGGCGAUCAGGGCUAGCCUCUCUCGAUUUCCCGUCGAUCGGGACGCGCAUGAAGCCUGCGGGCUGCCUUGGGGCGUGACCGUCACGCCCUUCUCCCAGGGGGAUGAGCACGGCAGCCCGCCGACUUACGGUGGGGAGGGGAACCUUCUCCCCCGAUGCGAGAAUUGCUGGGCCUACUUCAACACCUACUGCGAGCUGGACCAGUGGUCAUGGAACUGCGCCCUCUGCGACGCCCUCAACGGCCUCACCUCUGAGGCGAUCGACCGCUAUUCCCAAGCGCAGUCGUGCCCCGAGAUGAUCUCCUCCUUCAUCGAUCUGGAGCUCCCCGGUACGUCCCUGCCCGCCGUAAACUACUACGGCUCCCAGCUUGGUUGGAUUUCGUCAAUUGGCCUCAGAUUUGUAGAAUGUCGAUCAAAUUUCAGAGGAAGAAUCUGAGAUGGAGGCAAGGCCGGUCUACGUUGCUGCAGUGGAUUUGUCCUGUAAGAUCUCAUCAUUCAUACUCUUGCACUAUGAUUUCUGAGUUUAGGAUCGACAGCCGCAAUAUCCUCUGACAACGGCUGAGUAGUUAUCGUUAUUUCAUUGAUUCAUGGCAAAGUACAGCGUAUGACUUGUCUUGUACGCGAAAAAACCGAGAAGAAUUCAUCGGAACUAGAAUUUGCCUGGUCGAACUGUCAAAGCAUUUGUAUUAAUUAACUAGUGGAGAAGAUGCAUAUUGCAUAAAUCAAGACGGGAAAGCGACAUUGAAAACCAAGAGAAAAGGAUGAAGAAGGAUAACUUGAAUUCCGUUGUGGACGGGAAAGAUGCCGAAGAGAAACCGGGCGGAGGCUUUAAAUGAGGAUGGUUGUUGAGGCACGCUUGAGAUAACAUGUCCCAUUACAAUCAUGGCAGAGAGGAUGGUUCAAAUAUGGAGGGGAACAUGAUAUCUUUCCUCACAAACAUGGUUCGUAGAAAAGAAAACAUGGCAAAAUCAUCUGCUUGAAAUUGGUCCAUUAAGGGGUAUAAAUUAAGGAUACGAAUUCAUUCAAAAAUUCAUUCGUGACAGGACUCUCGUAAAUCAAAAUGUCAAAAAAUGAGCAGUAGAAAAAUGAUCCAGAAUUGGUUGUAAGUGCAGCCUAUUAAUUCACUGUAAACAACUAACCUUGGACUUGUGUCACCGUUGGAUCAUGCACAGUGAUGAAAGACAAAUUAAUCCGAGCAAGUAACUCCAUGAAUCAGUCAAAUGGACUGUGAAGAUGAUUGAGGGGUGAGAUAUUUUCCUUUUCUACGAUGUGGCAUUGAUCAUCCGUCUUCCAUAAGCCGUGAUAGACAUGGGAGUUUUGGUUGAGGCGGUAUGCUUUAGAGCCAUUCAGGGAAUUAGGGAGUCGAAUAGAUGAGCGUAGUUCUUCGUUUCCACCUAUCAAUGGGCAAAGUUAUUCCUUCUCGCAGGAUACUGUGGGAGGUUUUAAGGCCAAAAGGAUAUCACAUAUGCUUGCUCGUUGGUGAGAACAAUCGGUUGUAAGUAGGUGGUAUCAUCAGGGACCAGUAUUGAAUUGGAUUGUGAUAAGGCUAGUCUGACUACUUCAGUAUUUGAGGAACUUUUAGUUUGUCCAAGUCAGGGUGAUUUAGGCCAGCCAGACAGAAAACACGAUUGCCAUUAUCUCUUUAAACCAUAUGAUCUGAUUGUGAGUUUCAUGGUUUUGCCUUAAGUUUAUUUAUUAUUUUAAGGUGUAAUUAGAUCGAUCCUUGUUGCAUUCCACUCUUUUUUCUAUGGCAAUCUUUUGCUAAAAUUAAUGGGAAAUGGCCCUUUCUCCCUUGGGCAGGAAACAGAGAUACGCAUGCAUUUACUUGAUAUCAAUAAUAGUGGCUACCACGGGCAAGUUAUCGGAUAUCUGUAAUUUCUAUUUUCACUAAGCUUCCUGCGGGAGCGCUAUCAGAAUUUCAGUGAGAUUCAAAAUAUCUUAUAUGCAUCACCAAUGAAAGGUUAUACUCCUUUGUGAUCACUUACGUUAAAUGCUGAAGAAAGGACCGUACUCGUUGUUGUUGUGGUUAGGCUAAAUACCUUAAAAGGAAAGUCAUACAAAAGACAAAUCAGCUGAAAUAGCCUGGAAUUCACAUGGUAAGAGGAAGUGCUCAUAAUCUAGAAGCUACCUGGGACUCAGUUGCUGGUAAAAAAUAGAUUUUUGGAGAGAAGUGAAAAACACUGAAAACUUUCGUCGGCUGCCUGUUGUCUAUGCUCUCUUAUGAUCACUACUCUGAGAGCCUUUGAUUUUAUUGAAAGAUCUGCAAGAUUUUUUGUCUCUUUUUGCUUGCUUCGUCAUGGAAUAAGUUCACAACGUGAUAUGUAAGAAGGACCUGUCUCUACACCAACAACAAAGUCAAAGAAAGAUUUACGAAAUUUUCUGGAGAUGUCAGUACUUGUGUCCUUUCCAACGCCCUAUCAUUGUCUCCACUCAGUUUUUUUGAAAUUUAGCCUAUGGCUCUGAUAUGAGUUUCUUCUAUGAUUGGAACCUUUUUCUCACGAGAUGACGUAUAAAUUCAACUUUUUUAUCCCUUUUUGUCUUUCGAUUUGACAUAAUUUUUGGUUGGUUUCAUUAUAUUCACACAAUUCUGAAUUAAGUGCUCCAGACAGCUGUAAAUUUAGUAAAUUUUUUAUUAAGAUGCAGUGUGAUUUUGAUUUUAUCUUACUGUAUAUCAACUUUGCAGCUUCUGAAGAGUUCUUGGAACUCGUGAAAAGUGCUAUUCUAGCAGCCCUUGAAGGUUUGGUUUUAAUUCAUUUGAUAACUAAAAAUAUCGUUUAUUCAUAUUGGUAAUGGUCCUGAUUCUCUCUUUGAUAUGUUUCAUUUUUUAUGCAUUUCCAGGACUUAGUCCGGGAUCAUUGUUUGGGCUCAUGGCAUUCAGCCAUAAAAUAGGACUAUAUGAUGUUCAGGGGGCAAUACCUGUUGUAAAGAAUGUUUUCAUUCCUCCUGACUCGGAUGCCAAGUUACCAGUUGACCUUGAAGAUGCCAUGCCAUUGCUUUCUUUCUUGGCUCCUGUAUGUUAUUCUUGAUAAUACAAGCUAUUCCCAGUGCUCCAAUAAUUUUCUUUAUGAGUAUAUUAACAGAUGAAUGCCUUAUUCUGCCACAAAAAUAGAUACAAAUAGCAUACAUGCGCCUUUGAUAUAACCUAUGAAAUUCAAAAUUCCUCUAAACAGGUGGAAACAUGCAAGGACCGGAUUGCUGCGGCCCUUGAAACGCUCAGACCUACCACUUCCUGGGAGCGAACCACUGCUGCUGGGCAGGGGAUUGAUGGUGUGUUGUUGGGUGGUCGAGGAUUUGGAGUGGCAAUGGAAGCCCUUUUCAGCUACUUGGGUUCAGAAUAUGGUAACACAUUUGCCCUAGGUAUGUUGAAUAUACAUAGGUUGAGAUUUUUCUCAUUGCGGACUUCAAUGUGAUUUUUAUGCCUCUGACACAAUUGCCUGUAUUUAUUUAUUUAUGACCUCUUGAAAUUUAUUUUUAUUGUCAUAGUUAUCUUUUUGUAGCUAGGGUAUUUGCAUUUUUAUCCGGUCCUCCAGAUUAUGGAGCUGGGCAGUUAGAUACACGAAGAUAUGGGGAACAGUAUGCUAGCAAACGGGAGGAUGCAGAUCGCGCAUUGCUUCCUGAGCAAACACCAUUCUACAAAGAUCUGGUACGUUUAGUAGAAUUAUGGUGAAGCGCAUGGCACCAUACUAUUUGGUUUGUGUCAGUGCUGACUUAAAUUUCGCAGGCAUCUGUUGCUGUUGAAUCAGGUGUUUGUGUCGACAUAUUUGCUGUUACGAAUGAAUACACGGACUUAGCGUCUCUAAAAUUUCUGAGUAUCGAGAGCGGUGGUUCAUUGCUUCUCUAUGCAAGUACAGAUGAUUCAACUCUUCCUCAGGACAUGUAUGUUUAUCUAGUGAUUUGAUUUCCUUGUAUGUUUUUCAAAUACAGUUCUUAUUGCCUCCGGUGGGUCGUGUGAUUCCACAAAUGCUGAAUUAUUACAUGAAUGAAGAUAUAUAUUUUGACCGACAUGCUUCAUUUGAAAUUCUAAUUAUGAGUUAGAAAACCUGAAUUUCUGAAAUAAGUAAUUCUUUUGCAGGUAUCGGAUGUUGAGUCGUCCUUGUGCAUUUGGUUGUAUACUGCGGCUCCGGACAUCAUCUGAAUUCAAACCUGGUCACUCUGUAUGGAAGCAAUCAAUGAGUCGAAUAUUCUCUUUUAUUUUACUGAUAGUAGUUUGCUUUGGUUGUUAUCAAUGAUCAUUUUAACUCUUUCUUGGCAGUAUGGUCAUUUCUUUCCAGAUCCUCAAUAUGAGAACGUUCAACACAUCAUUUGCUGUGAUGCAUUUGCUACUUACGCUUACGAAUUUGACUUUGCUAACACUGCUGGUUUUUCCAGGUAGAGUUACUUAACCUAGAGGAAUGAAUUUCAUUGUAAUAAGCUUUCUUCUUUCUUUUCGAAAAAGUCACAUUCAUAGUUUCUUUCAUUGUGGUACUGAGGAAGAUGUGUUAAUGGCUUACAAGUAUUACGUUGCAUUUCUUUCAUAUAUAUAUUUUUAUGCCCAAAACCAUCAAAUCAUAUAAUUUUGUAAAAUUGUAUGCUUUUUUCACUUUGGAUCCUGGAAUUUUUUUGUCACUUCUUCUUAGUAUCAGAUAGCUAAUUUCGAGAUCAUGCAUAUAGCAACCAGCUGGACGAACAGCUGUCAACCGGAACCCAACCGAGGCAAACCAGCUUGCCAUUUUUUGUAGUUGACUGUUGCCUUUACUAUGUCAUGGGCAGCCUACUUCUUUUGUUUUACUUAUUUAGGUUGAAUCGUUCUCUAAAGUGGUGGCGAUUUGUACAACUAUCUGAAACCCCUGUGGUGGCUGAAAAAUUCCAUUCAUUACGUCAUUCUGAUAUAAGCAGUGCCUUCUAGUGACAUCAUUAAUAACAAGUAUCUUUUCUCCUUUCACUCCUGACAUUGGAAUUUGUAUCUUUGCCGACCUGUGGGUUGAUACACACGAUUAUUUUGCAACAUUAUUUUCCGCUACAGUGUAAAUAUUUUAAAUCGUACUUUUAAAAUUAUCAUUUCACAAAUCCCAUUUAAAGAUGAUCCGAUUUCAGUUUCGCUAAAAAAAUCGUCUGGAUAAUCGAAUGAUUUCAAUCUGGAUUGGCUGAUUCAGAUGAAAAUUGGUCCUCACCAAUAUGGUUUCAAUGACGAUGUUUGCCCCUCGCUUUGUACAUGCACAGUUGGUGACUCCUGUCCAAUGCUUAGCCAAUUCCCACCUGAUCCGGUUCCAAUCCAGCAUCAUCUCUGGCUAAUUCGUGUUUCUCCACAUAAAAAUUGUUAUCAUUGUUUCACUAUGGCUAUAAAAGCUGUGUCAAAUAAAUAUCUGCUGGAUGUAUGCCUACCAUAAAGGACUAUGCAACUUGGUCGUCAAUGGCUAAUAGGAUGUAGAUAAUUUUUUUGAUGAAUAUUGGUUUAAAUCUUCUUUUAAUAUAGGGCCAGAAUUUUUGGACCUCUGCCCUAUUAAGUAUUCUUUUCUAAUUUUUUAAGACAGAAGUAACAUCAUACGUUUCAAGGAGAAUAUAUUCAUUUAAUUUUCAGUAUUGCUUCAUUUAAGGGACUUAAGUUUAUGCACGCAGUAGAUAAAAAUAUAUUCUUUUUACAGUACCAUAUGGUUUGUGGAGCCUUCCUAAGAACAUUACGUUUGAUGGAGAUUGUUAUUUCUUCGUGGGAUUAUUUUGAAUAAUUGCAACAUCCUAUCAUUAAUAUGGUCAGCAUUGUGGUUCGAUCUCCUGUCAUGUGACACCUCAAUGCGUUUGUUUAGCUGUGUCUUUCUCUCAAACUCUGCAUGGGUGUGGGAACCUUUGGCAGAGAAAACUUAUGGCUUUGAUUUUUUCAACUUCUCUUUUUUUUUUUUUUGAAAUCUGUAUGACGCCGGUUAUUUUUCAGUGUUUAAGAGAAAUUUACUCUACCUUGCAGACACACUGACCCUCCUGUCAUACAGACUGCAUUUCAGUACAGUGUAAUUGUGCCUCGUGAGACAUCAAAUACGGCGAUUAAUUCUUCAACAGUGUAUGCUUCAUGAAUCACCUUGAAUUUUACUGUCAUGUUUCUUUUAGGAGAAAAAAAGUAAUCAUAUGAUUUAUCCAACUGAAUUCUUAUUGCCCUUUUACUUUUAGUGGAAACCAAGUCGUCAUAAUUUUUAUUUUUCAUUUUCUUUGUUUUAUUAGACUUGUAAGAGUAUAACUUUAUGUACGUCUGAUUUGCAAAUUUAGCUGGUUAAUGAAGCGAUUCACUCGUGCACUGUUAGUUUCUGUUAUCUAAACAUGAACACACAGUCAUAUAAGAACUUGUCCCUACCCAAAUACUUAGAUCUCAGCAAUUUAGCCACUGUUGAAAUGUUUUCAACUGCAAUGAAUGGGGGGGAUACGAGUUCAGAACUCCAGGAUAUCAUUUUUAGGCUCAUUGAAACUAUGACAGUUUUAUGUUUUUUAAACUCUUUGACUAAAGUUGUAGGACUUAUUUCCGAGAUAUGGACUUAUAAACAGUGAUGCCAAUAUUUGAGCGCGCAGUAAGUUGCCAAACUAUCAUUUCGAUGCUCAUUUGCCAUUUAGCGCUUGGAAGUGCAAAUAGGGCAUCCUUCAUCAUUCUGUUGCUGACUAGGUUCACAUAGGCAAUGCUUUGGGAACAGGAAGACAUGAAUUCAUGCAUCGCACUCCCGCUCGCUAGGGGUCACGUAGAAUGCAUCGAGGGCAAACCUUCCAAAGAAGGUCAUUCGUAAAACAUAUUCUCAGAUCUGCAAAUCAUAUUCAUUCAAACGGAGAGUGCAGAAUGUGAUCCUCUGCGAGCAUCCUGUCUGAAUUUCAGUUAGAUGCCUGUCGAAAUAAUGGUUGACCACCUGUCAAAAUAUGAUGUGUAUUUUCUAUGGACAUUACUAUGCAAAAAUAUGAGAUGUCUUCCCCUGGAAGCUCCCUUAGGUUGAGAUUUUUGAUUGCAGAUCAAAGCAUUUUGUUCAGAGACGGCUAAGGAUACGCACUCUUCAAUUGUCAACGGCACUUAAUAUCAAUGAAAUUUAUGACGGGGUUGAUGCAGACGUUGUUCUGUCUAUCCUAGUCCACAAGGUACUCUUUUGUCAUCGAUCUUUUCUUUUAUUUUUUCACAACCCAAGUACGGACCCAUAAGAUAGUUCCGUUGGCUGCGGAAAGAAUUGGUAGAUUCUGAAAGAUCUGGAAAGCAAAAUACUGGGUUCCUUGCACCAAAUUGAUGUGAACUUGGGGAGAAUAAACCAUCCCAUUAUCUUGGAUUCAAAAUCGUUUUGUUUUGCACCUGUUGCACGUGAUGCAUGCCGCUUCUUGAUGCUCUUGCGUCCAUGAACAUGCUUGUUGACUUUUUACUUGUUUCCACGUGUUGACAGUUGACUAUUUUCUCUUGCACUGGCACAGGUUAUUUUAGCUUGCUUGGAGCAAGGAGUCAGAGAAGGGCGAAGCUUGCUCUAUGACUGGCUGAUAAUUCUAGCGGCUCAAUACAACGACGCUUACAAAAUCGUCCACUAUGACACCGGAAACAUUGUCUCAAACGUUGACGCCGCCUUCACCCAGUGCCCACAACUACAGCCUAUACCUCGGCUCAUCUUCGCCUUGCUUCGGAACCCUCUCCUCCGCUUCCACGAAGAGGGCGUUCACCCAGACUAUCGAAUCUACCUCCAAUGCCUCUUCAGGUGCUCAAUCCCUCCGAUCAGUCCCCUGAUCAUAACUCAUCCCUCUCUCAGCUCUGGAUUAGGAAUUGACCGCGAUUAUUCAUUUAUUUAUUUAUUUAUCUCAGUGAAGAACACUGGCGAUUCCUAGCUUUUACUUGAUGCUUUCAAUUUGAAGAAUUAUUCAAGAAAUGGUUUCUUCUGUGAGAGGAAUUCUGAUGGGUGGUGGAAUGUGGUUGGUGUUCGCUUGCCAUUCUUGUUAUGCAGCGCACUGGAGCCUACCUCUCUUCACCGGGCCAUCUACCCACUGCUUGCUUCAUACGCUUCCCCUGACAAGCAAUCGUUCCCGAGGCACUCGCUCAGCCGCGCCGCACUCAUCACCAGCGGCAGCCCGAUCUUCCUCCUCGAUGCCUUCACCAACCUCGUCGUGUACUACUCGUCUUCGGCCGACGCUUCAAUUCCUUUCCCGCCUCCUCAAGACUGUAAGUUGCCCACCCUGAAUUCCCUCAGAGCAGAGAUCAUAACCCCAGAAAAUUCUGAAUUUAUAUAUCCAUUGAUUGAUCCCCUCAGAGCAGAUAUCACAACCCCAGAAAAUUCUGAAUUUAUAUAUAAAAUAUGUAUAUCCAUUGAUUGAUCCCCUCAGAGCAGAUAUCACAACCCCAGAAAAUUCUGAAUUUAUAUAUAAAAUAUAUAUAUCCAUUGAUUGAUCCCCUCAGAGCAGAGAUCAUAACCACAAAAAAUUCUCAAUUUUAUAGUAAAUAUGGAUUCAUUGAUUGAUUCCCUCAGAACAGAGAUAAUAACCCCAGAAAAUUCUCAAUUUUACAGAAAAUAUAGAUCCAUUGAUGGAUUCCCACAGAAAAUUUUACAGAAAAUUUUCUCAAUUUUGUAUAAAUUAUUGAACAAAUUCCCUCAGAGCAGAGAUGAUAACCCCAGAAAAUUCUCAAUUUAAUAUAAAAAAUUAUUGGUUCCUCUGGAGAACAAAAAGUUUUCAGUUUUAUUUUAUUUAUUUUAGGUUUGAUUGAAGGUGAUGCCCACCUUGUGGUUGAUGUUGCAGGCGCGCUGAGAACAGUGAUCAACAGAAUGAAGCAGGAGAGGAGCGUGACUCCGAGGCUGACUUUCAUCCGGGGGGGACAGGAGGAUGCGAGCUUGUUCGAGAGCUAUCUGAUCGAAGAGCAGGACGUUGAUGGAAACGAGUUGGGGGGGAUGACGGGAUUUGUUGCUUUCCUGGAGGAGAUAUCUCGGGAUGUGGUUCAGUAUCUCAAGCAGGAAGCCUGA
Molecule: messenger RNA, 8923 nt
Organism: Spirodela intermedia
Lineage: Eukaryota; Viridiplantae; Streptophyta; Magnoliopsida; Alismatales; Araceae
Source: the annotation of a GenBank genome assembly